Molecule: messenger RNA, 483 nt
Organism: Amaranthus tricolor (Joseph's coat)
Lineage: Eukaryota; Viridiplantae; Streptophyta; Magnoliopsida; Caryophyllales; Amaranthaceae
Exons: 1
Coding region: 159-365 (68 amino acids)
Source: RefSeq, a predicted model, not a curated record
CACCCCAUCUCUAUAUUCUCAUCUUUAGCUUGCCUUGCCUUUUCUUUCCUCAGUUCUUGCCUUGCUCUUAUUUUCCCUUUUCUGGUGCCCCACAAAGUAUUCAUCAGUUCACAUCUCAAAACAUUGAAAUCGUAUAACGUAUAAUACAGGAAAUUAAGAUGAACGACUGGGCUUCGCCACUUAUAGCUUCGGCUUUGUUUGCUUUUCUCCAACCCGGUUUGCUCAUUCAAGUACCGGGUAAAAACCAACCCGUUGGUUUCAUGAACAUGAAGACCAGUGGAGCGUCUAUUUUUUUCCAUGCUGUUAUCUAUGGUUUGCUCCUUAUGUUAUUCCUUGUAUUUCUUAAUAUCCAUAUCUAUGCCUAAGAAGAAGGCAUAUUUUUUUGAUUCAAUAGAAGCUUUUUAUCAUUCAGUGAAACUCUUUGUAGGAUUUGAGGCUUUGUUUUCUGAAUAUUUCUUGUUGAAUUUGGAUUGUGUUGCUGUA